AUGAUGAUCAUGAUAAUAAUUAUAAAUGUGAGCGCUGCAGAAAAUGUGACGUACGACGGAAGAUCUCUCAUAAUUGAUGGCAAGAGACAACUCCUCUUCUCUGGUUCAAUUCACUAUCCUCGCAGUACUCCUGAGAUGUGGCCAUCAUUGAUAGAAAAAGCCAAGGAUGGAGGACUUGAUGUGAUUCAGACCUAUGUGUUUUGGAACCUUCACGAGCCCAAACAGGGACAGUACGAUUUCGGUGGCAGAUAUGAUUUAGUCAAAUUCAUAAAGGAAAUCCAGGCACACGGGCUUUACGUUUGCCUUAGAAUCGGACCCUACAUUGAGGGUGAGUGGACUUAUGGUGGAUUUCCAUUUUGGUUGCACGACGUACCCGGUAUCAGUUAUCGCACAGAUAAUGAGCCAUUCAAGUUUUAUAUGAAAAACUUCACCACAAAGAUAGUGAACAUGAUGAAGUCGGAAGGUUUAUAUGCUUCACAAGGAGGCCCCAUCAUAUUGUCACAGAUUGAGAACGAAUAUGAAAACGUGGAAGGGGCAUUCCAUGAACAAGGAGCCUCCUAUGUUCGUUGGGCUGCAAAAAUGGCUGUUGAUCUUGAAACUGGUGUUCCAUGGGUGAUGUGCAAGCAGAGUGAUGCUCCUGAUCCUGUGAUCAAUACAUGCAAUGGAAUGAAAUGUGGAGAAACUUUCAAGGGGCCAAAAUCACCGAAUAAGCCGUCGAUGUGGACAGAGAAUUGGACAUCUUUUGUUGAAGUAUAUGGUGGCCAACCCUACAUAAGGUCGGCUGAAGAUAUAGCGUUCCAUGCGGCGCUUUUUAUAGCAAGAAAUGGAAGUUAUGUCAAUUAUUACAUGUACCAUGGCGGAACUAAUUUCGGCAGAACAAGCUCUGCAUAUGUCAUCACAAGUUAUUACGAUCAAGCUCCUAUAGAUGAAUAUGGUCAGUUAAGACAGCCCAAAUGGGGUCAUCUUAAGGAGCUGCAUGCUGCAAUAAGAAACUGCUCUGGAACUUUGCUAAAGGCCGUGCCAACAAACAUAUCUUUAGGCCAAAGUCAAGAGGCCUAUAUCUUUAGGGAAGAAGCAGAAGGAUGUGUUGCGUUUCUUAUAAAUAGGGAUAAUAAAACUACUGCUGCAGUACAAUUUCAAAACCAAUCAUAUUUGUUGCUACCCAAGUCCAUAAGUAUUCUACCAGAUUGCAAAACUGUCAUCUUCAACACCGCAAAGGUAAAUACAAAGGCCAACACAAGAAUUAGAAAACCAACCCUAACGUUUGACUCAGCGGAUAGAUGGAGAAAAUUCACAGAUGUCAUCCCAAACUUUGAAGAUACUACAAUAAGAGCCGAUACAUUGCUUGAGCACAUGAAUAUGACUAAAGAUGAAUCGGACUACGUUUGGUAUACUAUGAGGUUUGACAACAACGUUUCUUGCACUGAGGCAGUACUUCAUGUUGAGUCUUUGGGACAUGUUACGCAUGCUUUUCUUAAUAACAUUUACUUUGGAAACACACACGGCAACAAAAGUAGUAAAGGAUUGGUCAUGGAGAAUCCUAUAAAGUUAAAUGAUGGGAUAAAUAAUAUUUCCCUUCUCAGUGUUAUGGUUGGACUACCGGAUUCUGGACCUUUUCUUGAAAGAAGAGUUGCUGGGUUAACGAGAGUGGAAAUUCAAUGCACAAAUGAAAACGAAUUCUACAAUUUUACAAAUUACGAGUGGGGAUAUCAGGUUGGACUAUUUGGAGAGAAGUUACAUCUAUACAGAGAACAAAAUCUUGGUGAUGUAGAAUGGGAUGAAUUUGAAGUUGUCUCUGAUUCCAAUCAAACACUUACUUGGUACAAGAUUGUAUUUGAUGCACCGAAGGGAAAUGGUUCACUGGCAUUAAACCUUAGUGUAAUGGGAAAAGGGGAAGCAUGGAUCAAUGGACAUAGCAUUGGUCGUUAUUGGGUUACGUUCCUUACUUCUAAGGGCAGACCUUCACAAUCCUUGUACCAUGUCCCUCGAUCAUUCCUCAAAGAUACUGAGAACGUUUUGGUGUUGCUUGAAGAACUUGGUGGGAAUCCUCUUCACGUUACAUUGGACGCCAUUUCUAUUAAUUUAAACGAAAACCAAUCCUAUAGUAGUCAUCCUCCUAUAUAA
Morus notabilis is the source of this 2124-nucleotide messenger RNA. RefSeq names its product beta-galactosidase 6. Gene Ontology annotation, cellular component: vacuole; cell wall. The record is from RefSeq and is a predicted model, not a curated record. The coding region runs from base 1 to 2124 and encodes 707 amino acids. The transcript has 18 exons. Gene Ontology annotation, molecular function: beta-galactosidase activity. Lineage: Eukaryota; Viridiplantae; Streptophyta; Magnoliopsida; Rosales; Moraceae. Gene Ontology annotation, biological process: carbohydrate metabolic process.